CUUCAUCUCCACUUGCAGACACACAUAUAUCCUAUUUUUCUGCUUCUUGAAAGCAAAUAGAAAUUUUGAGCUUUUACUUUUUUCUGGUUUAGUAUAGUAGUCAUCAUAAUAAGUUGGGUAGCAAGAUCAUGGACAACGUCCUGGAAAUUGGGUUCAGAUUCCUCCCACCAGAUGAAGAGAUCAUCAGUUUCUUUCUGAAGAAAAAGAUGAUGGGUGAUCAUAAAACCACCCGCUAUAUCAGAGAGGUCGACCUCCUGAAGCAUGAGCCCUGGCAAUUACCUGCCAUGUCUGUAGUACAGUCCACCUAUCCAGAAUGGUUUUUCUUCUAUAAACUCAGCAAGAUUUCCCAGAGAAAAAACGAUCGUUCUACCAACGAUGGGUAUUGGAAAUCAACGGGUGCGGAUCGUCCCAUCACUUGUGGAGAUAGUCUGAUUGGUACCAAGAAGACUUUGGUUUUCUAUAAAGGCCGUACCCCUAAUGGGCUCAGAACCGAUUGGGUCAUGCAUGAGUUCCGCGCCACUGCCGACUCCCUUCCCCCUAAUGCGGAUAACAGUUAUGUGGUCGGCUACUUAAGGGGCAAUGCUGCUGAGAAAAAUGAAUACUUGAUUUCGAAUGUUUAUCAGCAAUGUACACGUUUUGCAGCUUCUAGUUCCCAAGAUAAUGCCGUUGGGGCUACGUCUAUGGAGUCCAACAGUGCGGAUUUUGAUAUUGCUUUGCGGAUGUAUAUGGAAGAGGAAGGAAUGUUUGAUUCUGAUCUCUCACCAUCCGGUGGCUUGCACUGUUUCCCAUCAUCCAGUGCCAUUUUCAAUAAUGACCAGAGCAGGAUUGAAGAAGAACGUUUCUCCUUGGAGGAUUUUGAUUACCUACAGUCUGAUGACUUGUUUGAUGAUGAAAAUGAGUGGCAACGUCAAUUCGUAAACACCAUUGAUGACGAAAUGGAAUUCUAUGGUGCUCUGUUUCAUAAUCCAGAUGAACGUACCAAUGCAGAAGCUGAGUACAGGGACAAUGCAUGGCAUGAUCAAAUUGUUCAUAUGUCUGAUGGGACUUGCCAUGGCCAUUCGGAAGGACUCAAUCAGAGGCGAAUGGAAACUGGGGUUCAUCAUGAUGAGGUCCUGAUAAUGGAUUCUGGGGUUGAAUCAGCGACAGUUACAGCCUAUGAGAUCAAUUGUCUUGAACUGGUCCAGGAGGAAAGGUCUGUUAACUCAAGAGCAUGCAAAUCUGAAUAUAAGCCAAUAUCCCACAAGUCAGCGGUGCUGAGGCAUCCUAGAAGAGUCCAAUUGCAGGAUAAAUCUUUAGGGAAAGCAGUGUCCAGAGACAAGACAAGAGAGAGUGGCAUACGUGGUCCUGCUGUUCAACCUAUCCAAGACAAGAAAUCCAUCCUGCAGGCUAACGAAGGCCCUAAAAUGGAUAGGGACAGGAAUACAAAAUUGAUUGUGAACUGGAGAUCUGAAGGAUCAUCUGGAAGCAGUAGAAAAAAUUCUUUCAAUUUCGUGGAGAUGUCCCAGCUAAGCUGCAAAGCAGAUCCAGCAUUAGGAGUUGCAGACUCAGUUUUUAGUUCUAGACCUGUGGUAUUUUGUUCAUGGAGGUUUGGGUUUCAUGAUCUCGCUUUACCCUUGGUUCUACAACCUAUGAAACCUGUAAAAUCCCAGGAUAACUCAACAAGUGAUGAGACCUUCCUCUCCAAACACAUGGAAGUAAUUGCAUGCCAUGAUGCCAAUGGAAGAAUGUCUAAAACUGAUAUUAUCAUGGCUUAAAGGGGAACAUAGAAGGACCAACAAAAGCAAAGACAGGGAAAGCGCUGAAUGAUGAUAGUGAAACAGAGAAAUCAGAUCAGAAUAGAAAGAUAUGGGGGUUGCAAGGUCCACCGUUGCACUUGCCUAGGAACUUCGCAAACAUUGAAUUUGAUGAAAAAUUAUUAUUACUAGGAAAGGAAAAAAAAAUGUAAGCCUAUGGAAUCACUCCAAGUUGGCCAGUCGUGAAAUUGGAAAAGAAAAUUUAAAAACAGGGUUUUUUUUUUUUUUUUUUUGGGUGGGGUGGGGGGCAUUCAGUUGGAACCUUAUGCCCAAAGGCACAGUUAGGGUAGUUUCGGAGGAGCUUUCUCACAGUCUUACUGCACUGUUACAUAAAAUCCAGUCCUUAGCUCACUUCCUUGUCUUUGCCGCAAAGUUUUACCAUUAAAUUAUCAUUGUGACAGUACCUUCCCUUUAUUUGUCUUCUUGUUUCAUCAUUUGUUUGAUUAUGUCUAUCUUGUUUCUUCCAACACUCGGAAUGAAAUGAGGAAAACAAAAGGUACCGAAUAAUUCAGCCAAGUACCACUUGUGGAACAAAAAAGCACUCGGCAUAAAGGGGUACAUAUUCAAUCCAACAGAUUUCCUACUCCAUUACAAUCGACGGAACAAAAACCUCCACCAAGAUUCUCUGGUCCAAGCUAUCCCUAAAGUGCAAGGUAUCAGCGGAUUAAAGCCUUGGGAAUUACCAUGUUCAAGUAUUUUUUUUUUUUAUAUUACAUCAUGUUUAUCUAGUUUCAGACACCCUCCAUUUACGAAUGUUCUUUCCAUUUGUUUUGUGGGACAUUUGAGUAUACACGGAUGAUCAUUACCCGUAUCAAGAGGACAAACAAAGAAGGAAAUAAAAGGACUUUGGUAGUAACAAUUACAAAAGCAAGACCUAUCCGAUCAUGCAUGAAUAUGAGCGCACUGCUACAAUUCCUGGACAGAGAACUUAUAUUCUGCGUAAAUUAAAGAGAAAGUAUGGAAAGGUUGAGGUUUCAUGCAUCGAAAGUGGUCAAUCAAAUCAAUAUUUGCUUCCUAACUUGGGAAAUUAUAUUGCAAAUAAUGGAAUUCAAGCUCAGGCCGCUAGAUGCCAUACGUAUGAGUUAGAUCCUAAUCAGAUAUUGGCAGAGCUUAAAGUUAUUAAUGGCCAUGAGGGGUUCGAAUAUCAAUCUACGGAGUCGUGGAAUUCACAUCUUGUUGGUGAUUUUCCAAAGAACCAGCGCUCCCAUUUGCCUUUCAAUUCUGGAAACCACAUUGCUGGAAAGGCAACUCCAAACUUACUGAUGAGGUACCUCAAGAUCAAUCAGGCACCAAUGAAAAAGGCAUAUAAUUUCGGAACUUGGUUGCUGCUGAUGAAAGAAACAAUCAAAGUAAACUGGUUGCUGAGAAUGAUGGAUCGAGAAUGCCUUCUAAUUCCAAAAUUGGUUCUGCAGAGGAUUCAGUCCGAAUAGACUCAUCAAAUUUGGGUGGAGAUUAUUCAACGGAUGAAGUGUUUGCAGAAUUAGAAGAGCUUUCAGAAGUCCAAGGAAACAGGUUUGGGCAAUUGUUUGAUGAUUGGAUUUCAUUUGAGGAAGAAAUACCCAGUUUUUGUAGCAAUUCCAACGAAGAACAAAAUCUAACAGCCAUUAAUGGUAGCUUUAGCUUCUCAUUUACCAUGAAUACAUCCAGAAAAAGGUCACGCACUGAGGACAUGUAGUGUCUCGCUCAAUACCUCAUUUGUAAUAUGGGAAGUCUUUAGAAGCAGUAAAACAAAAGUAUUUCAAGGCAACUCUUUGCCAGCACGACCAACCUUUGUAGAAGCCCCUUGGGCACUCUCCUUCGGAGUCGGUUUUGAUUGCUUUGAAUCUCUUGUUUUUUGUUUUGGUUGUUUUUAUGCAGUUCUUUUACUGCUUUUUGGUAUGCUUCUCUAAAUGUAAAGCUCUCUCUGUAAUUGCAAAACUGUUGUUGCACCUAAUAUUAUUCAAUAUGUCGUAACAUUAUGAGUAACAAUAUCAGUUCGUAAGUA
Molecule: messenger RNA, 3777 nt
Organism: Gossypium raimondii (Peruvian cotton)
Lineage: Eukaryota; Viridiplantae; Streptophyta; Magnoliopsida; Malvales; Malvaceae
Product: NAC domain-containing protein 101
Exons: 12
Coding region: 129-1754 (541 amino acids)
Biological process (GO): regulation of DNA-templated transcription
Molecular function (GO): DNA binding
Source: RefSeq, a predicted model, not a curated record